Messenger RNA from Zymoseptoria tritici IPO323, 1002 nucleotides. RefSeq lists its product as uncharacterized. The coding region runs from base 1 to 1002 and encodes 333 amino acids. The record is from RefSeq and is a predicted model, not a curated record. NCBI's taxonomy places the organism in Eukaryota, Fungi, Ascomycota, Dothideomycetes, Mycosphaerellales, Mycosphaerellaceae. The transcript has 2 exons.
AUGUCGCGCACCAGCACAGCGAGUACACCAACGGACAGGCUCGACUUUGUCGGAUACAAAGCCAUCACUGAUCUCGCCGACGACAGCCUCACAUAUGUCACUUGCUCGCCGGGGUCAACGUUCGCAACAUCCAGUACCUACCACGACUGCUGCGGUACGGUCGGAGUCUGCUCCAUUCCAACAACAUGCAUCUCAGAUCGCUUAGCCACCUUGCUUUACGAAGGCUCGUCCUCUAGAUGUGGCCUCUUUGGCAAGUGUCAGGCCGCGACACUCUUCCCCAGCUCGGGCGCGGCAAAUAGCGACGCACUGACCCGGUACUUUUGCCUGCACGAGACCGAAGUCUGGGGCUACCCUACUAUGGUCCGCGCUGAUCCGGCGCGCAAAGCAAAACCAAACGCACCCACUGAUACUCGACCACCGAAGAACGACACCAUGGGGAAGAACGACGACAAGAAGCUAGAGGGCAAAGCCUGGAUCGCGGGAGCUGUACUCGGACCUCUGGCCUUUCUCGCGCUCGUAGUGCUGGGAUACAUGUUCCUGGCGAAACGUCGUCGCAAGCAGGCCGCGGCGGCGGCUGAGCCCGAUACGACAGCCAAAGGCGAAUUCUACAACAAAGUCGACUCCAACGACCAUGACGGCGGUGAGAAAGCAUUGCCCGAGACUCCGACCACCGUGGACGCCGCUCCGAAGUACGCCAGUCCAGUGACGAGCGUUGAGCUGGAAAACAUCCAAAGUCCGAUUUCCGAGCUGGAUGAAAAGUCCGGUCCAAUGCCUGAGCUCGCAAAUUCGGAGCGUGCUCGUCCUGUCUAUGAGCUGGAGGCGCCGAAUAGGACUCAGGCCGCACCGGAGACGCCGAAUGGAAAUCAGGCCACUCUGGAGACGCCGACGAUUCUGGACAGAUCCGCAGUCUCACCCAUGACGCCGACAAUCCCAGAUGGAGCGGAAGCGGCGAAGAAGACAGACGAGCCUUCCCUCGACGAGGCGAAAAGGGAAAGCAAAUGA